This is a messenger RNA of Cyprinus carpio (common carp), 4801 nucleotides long. RefSeq lists its product as uncharacterized. Gene Ontology annotation, biological process: protein polyubiquitination; protein monoubiquitination. Gene Ontology annotation, molecular function: ubiquitin protein ligase activity; metal ion binding. The record is from RefSeq and is a predicted model, not a curated record. Lineage: Eukaryota; Metazoa; Chordata; Actinopteri; Cypriniformes; Cyprinidae.
GGCGCGCGGUCGUGACGUCACCGGAAGCGCCGCUCUGUGUGUUCUGUUCCUCAACAGCAGUGCUAAACCCCUCCGCUUCCAUCGGUUUUUAAUGUUCGUUUUCUGUAGUUUUGUGUUUUUGUCGCGAAGGAUGUCGCGCUGAUGUGAUGUAGAUGUGUUUCUGCGCGCGCUCGUCUGCGGUUUGGAUUACUCGCGGUGUUUUCGCGGCUUUGUGAUGAAGAGGUGACGAUCAGAUGAUGGCGCCCUCUAAGAUGAAGCUACGUGUGAGGAAGAGAGACAGCGCUGGCAAAUCUUCUCAGCGUUUAUUGGCCAACGCGUCGCCCGAUUCCAAAUGCCCCAUCUGCCUCGACGGCUUCAACAACGUGGCGUCGCUGGACCGCUGCCUGCACCGGUUCUGUUUCCAUUGCAUCUACGAGUGGUCCAAGAACAAAGCCGAGUGUCCGCUCUGUAAGCAGCCCUUCCACUCCAUAUUCCACUCCGUCAAAGGGGAAAACGACUUUAAGGAGUUCGUGCUGCGUCCGCCGGAGAAUGGAGCGCCCGCGAACGCCGAUCCGCCUCAGCGUGUGCUCCGCCCCCGAGUUCUCCGAGCCCGGGAGAGGCGGAGCCACAGAGCACAAACCCCCGGCCCUUCCUCCUCCCCUCCGCUAGAGGAUGACGUUAUGUUCGAUGGCCUGACGGAUGCAGCGGCGCUCGCAGAGAACCAAGACGUGCAGCAGAUGGUGCUGCGAUUGACAGCGCGCAGACAUGGGCGUGGCGAGGGGCGGAGCUUGCGGCGUUUGCGCGACCAAGACGUUGUAGCGUUCCGACGCGCGCUUUAUAGGACCGGCGUGCGAGUGCGCAACUCGAGGGACGCCGGCAGGCAGAGGGACAUUUCGGCCACGUUCUUGCGACAAAAUCCUGGCUGUUUACGCCGACUGUUGCCUUGGCUGCAGCGCGAGCUCACCGUUUUGUACGGUUCGCACGGCUCGCUGGUGAACAUCGUGCAGAACAUCAUCAUCUCACGCAUCAUGAACUACAACAUGGAGGACUCGGCUAUCCGGGACGAGCUCCGCCCCUUCCUGCUGGCGCGCACCGACCACUUCCUGCACGAGCUGGUGAGCUUCGCCCGCUCCACCCUCAACAUGGAGGCGUACGACCAGCAGGCCGUUUACGACUGUCCCGCUCCCAGCUACGAGGAGGGCAGCAGCUCGGACCUUUCUGUUAUCGCCAUCUCUGAGGAUGACGAUGGUAAUGACAGUGAGGACAAUGUCACAGAGAAUCCCUCUGCUGUCCAGGAACGCCUUGCAUCCGUUGCCACAGCAAUUGGAGCGGAAAGUUUGCCAAGUCAGUCAGCGUGGGAUGAUGAGACGCCUGGUCCCUCCUAUUCAACCCUCCUCCCCUCUUCCAGCCAAUCACAUGGCGAGGGGGUGGAGCCAAUCGAAAGCACAGCCCCUCCCCUCAGCGCCCUGGAUAUGACUGACCCUUUGGCGAGUGGCAGAGUGUCAGCCGGACCAGGUGAAGAUGACGAAGAGGAAGAGUGCCUCAUUGUGGGAUAUGUGAAACCAAUGGCCGAACGGACUCCAGAACUUGUUCAGCUCUCUUCAGACUCGUCUGAAGAAGAGCAAGAGCCAGCCACCACUGAGACAGCGGCACCAGUAACGAAAUCAGAGGCAUCCCAAGUGCAGCUCCCAUUACAGUCCCACAUGAUCCCAAUUAGCCCUAGUUCCUCCCCAGGCCCUGCUCCCUUGUGCAGUCCACAGCAUAUACUCUCGGAUGGAGUCGGGUCAUACAGCAUAGAACGAGAGACCGACUACUUGUCCUCCCAUGGUCUCCGGUCCAAAGAUGGUUCACGUUCACGGCAGAGUGGAGAUGACUUCAGAUUCAAAGGUCACAAGAGGCACAGAAGUCAUCGGCGCUCUGGCAGCAAAGAGAAGGAUAAGAGUUCAGAACGAUCUCAGCACAUCAAGACCCCGGAUUGCUCGCCAAGCCAAACACAGAGCUGGACACAAAGCCCAGCAGUGUCCGUUUGGAGCAGUAGCCCUGUCUCUAAGUCACACAGUAGCGACUGCUCUCCUUCUCGAAAUAAAAGUGGAGAGCAUUCGCGCCAUGCAAGAGAGAGAUUCUCAAACUCUCCUUCCAACUCCAGAAGGAAGAGAACCAAGGAAAGGAGGAGUAGGUCACCCGACUCGGACUCGUUCCCAGGACUCGAUGGUUCCCACCUUCUCUGUGAGGCAAAGCGUUGUCGUAAACGCCACAAGCGGUCGGUCAGCAGCAGCAGCGCUGAUUCGCACUCCGAAAGAUCCUGCCUGGACAAACCCAGUGGCAAACGCAAGUACAAAACCCGGCACUUGGAGCGAGCAGCCCAGCGGCAGCACAAGGAGGGAACCACGAGCAAAGAAAAGCGGCACCGAGAGCGGCGACGAAGCAGGGAACGAUCUCCAAGUGUGGAGAUCAUCUAUGAACGAAGGCCGCCUGACCCGUACUGUGUCCAGCGGAAGAAGAGGAAGCACCGGAAGCGAAGGAGGGAGCUGCGUUCUCCCACUGUGAUCACGAUCGAUAGCGACAGCGACCGUACCAUCGACUGUCUGGACCGCGUCAUGGACGUUAUAGACCAAACCGCUGCUGAUGUCGAGCAGAGGGAUGAGACUCCUGAGCAGGAUUCCAUCCAGAACACAAGUUGUACCUUGGACUCUUCAAAUCCUCUAUCGGAGCUUUCGAGUCCCACGGGCCGAGGCGACCCAACCACUGAACGCACACUCAACCUGGACGACUGCGUGGUGGAUGUAGUCGACCACAGUAGUUCCGACUGCUCCCGAAAUAUUGGUGCCAGUACCCACGAAGAGUUUAUUCCCAACCCUUUCCCAGAGGAUUCGAUAUUAAUGGCCCCACCUUCGGAUGAGAGGCUGCUGGAAACCAUACUGCAAGAUUUUGUGGAUUUCCUACCGGAGGCAGAGCGGGAAAUGGGGCAAAGAUCUCCCGGCCAACAGGAACCCACUCCUAGCCAACAAAAAGACCAAUCAGAGAUGGGAGGAGAUGCCGAGAACUUGGAGAAUGAGAACAUUGAUGGCAACGGACCACAAGAGCCGACGACCAACACUGCUAGCUAGAACUAAAACAAACUUCUUUUUUUUUUACAGACACAUGCUUGUCUGAUGCUUAUGCCUCUAGAUGUUUUAUAAACUCAUUUAAAGUUUGAAUUCCUGCUGGAAAUGGAUGCUUAAUGUGUUUGGAGAACUUUUUUUUGUUUUUUUGUCAACGUCAUUAUUAUUGUUCAUGUUGUAUUUAUAGUUACGGUGAUCCUCUUCCUCGAAUCUGGUGCUGAUUCUCUGUGCCACAACCCAACUACGAUCAUGCCUGGAUGGCAGCCCUCGUACCCAUAAUCAUAACCUCAGUAGCAGCAAAUACAUAGGGGUUACCAUCUAGGCUAGUGGUUCUCAGCUUGUUUGCUUCAAGACUCAGGGCCUUUGACAAACCGGAAAAAAAUAUAUAUAUAUGGGAAACUUAAUUUUGCUAUCCUACACUCUUAGAAAAAAAAAUUUGCAAAACUUGUACCACUAAGGUGAUUUUGCACCGGAAGAACCUUUUCAUAGUUCCUAGGAAGUCCAUUUGGGGGAACUAAUUUAGCUCAGAGUGUGGUCUAAAACAGUUCUAUAGGAACUGCGAGUGACAUAAGUGUAGCUGUUUGGCCAAACGGAUAGGAAACGUUGGCUACCCAGCAUUUUUAAAAAGCCAUGUAAAACAAAUGACUCCACGAACAUGGAAAAUAAUGUUAAUGGCAUAUACCUGUUGUCUGCACCCUUGUGUUCUUUCUCAGCUUCGAUGAUAUGUAACACUGCAAGUUGUCAUGGGAGACUUAGUACAAUUUUUAACGCUCUUUCAAUUGCAAAAAUUGUGCAUUUACGUUCCAUCUCUGUUAUCACAAAUCUCACGACACACAACAAAAACAGCUCUGAGCACGGCGUUCUCCAUUCGGCAGUUGUUGAUAUUUAUAAAUGACGCUACUUAAGACGUCACUGUCGGCCGCUUCAGAGUUCGAAUGCAACCAGAAAAACAGCCAGAUGGAAAAAUUGAUACUCUAGGAACCACCCUGCUGGCUAGUUCCUAUAACUAAAGCCUGGAAUACACUACACAAUCUUUGCCCCGAUUUUCCACAGAUUUACAGUCUGGAGAAGUUGACGCUAGUUGCUGAAAGUCAGAGCCAGUCUGCAGAUUUGAGUUGACGGAUUGCAUAGAAAAUCGCGUAGUGUAUGAUGGUCACAGAUUCCGAUUUUUCAGCUUCAGACUUUGAUUCCAUCCAGUCAGAGGAUUUCAAACAUGUUUGAUAUUUACAGCUGAUUUUAGAAUGCAUAUUGUUUUCAUUUGUCAAGUGUGUCCUAGCAGCAAGGCACACAUUUCUGCAUGAGUUUGUUGUGAUCGGAACGACUGGUAGUGUGUGAUGCUCGGUCGUGUAGUGUAUGAUGGCCAGUUUUCCCUUGUCACUAUUUACAGUUGGUAAGUAUAUAAUGGCACUUGUUUUAAAAAUCUGUUCAGAUUUUAAAAGUUGUGUGGUGUAUUCCAGGCUUAAGUUCCUAGAACUACGCAGUGCGAAAGCCCCUUUAGAUGUACAACAGAUUGUCACUGGGGCAGCGCUUUGGAAAGAAGGAGAAAAUGGCCCAGCUAGCGUUUUUUGGUGUAACACGUGAAUGUCCCCUAUGGGUACAUAUGUGACCCUGGACCACAAAACCAGUCUUAAAUGUCAAUUUUUCAUAAUUAAGAUUUAUAGCUUUCCAUUGAUGUAUGGUUUGUUAGGAGGACAAUAUUUGUCUGAGAUACAACUUUUUGA